Messenger RNA from Rubroshorea leprosula, 920 nucleotides. NCBI's taxonomy places the organism in Eukaryota, Viridiplantae, Streptophyta, Magnoliopsida, Malvales, Dipterocarpaceae. The record is from the annotation of a GenBank genome assembly.
AUCUCUUGCUUAUUUCUCUCAUCUCAAUCACAUUUCUUUCUUUUGCGUCUUUUCACUCUUCCUCUUUCUACAGUUUCUAUUAUGCUGAUCUAUUUCCUUUUCUACGAUUAAUUGAUUCUCACAAAAUUUGGUCGCUGGCCGUCGGUCAUCGAAAGGGAAAGUUGGGUUCUACAGUUUGAGUUGACUUUUGGUGUUUUGGGUUUGUUAGCUCUGCUGAGAUUUGAGCACCAAACCCUCCAUUUCCUUUCAGAUUUCAAAUUUGAUGAUUUCCUAUCUCUUGCUUAUUUCUCUCAUCUCAAUCACAUUUCUCUCUUGCUAUUAGCGGUAGAGGAAGAUUGAGGGAGGGGUUUAAUGAAGAGAGAAGAAAGAAGUAGGUAGAUCUACCAUGAUUAGAUCUAGGCAUGGGAGUCAGACGAAGAAAAUCUUGAGUGGUGGGUGUAGGUUGGAGGUGAGAAGAGAAGAUGAGAAAAGGGAAGAGAUAACGGGGAUGGGCAAUAGUGGGAGAAGAGGCCCUGAGCUCUUCGUAGAAGCUGAUGUGUCUGUCCAGUGCUUCCUCAGUGGAGAUGGCUAUGUGCGAUCUCUACACCAUGUCCUUGACGGCCUCGAUACAAAGGCCGCAAAUCUAGCGACCCUGGUAGCAUUCCUAGGCACGGAGGAUGCAAGUCGAAGUGCAUUCCUCAGUGAAGCAGUGGGAAUCACAUUGGCAGAAUGCCCAAAUCUAUCACAAAACAAAUCGAAGCUUGAUGACAAAGUGAUAGUUGGAAUAGUUGUCAUAUUGGCGAGGAUGGUAGUGGAGGAGAAAAAUAAGUUAGAUCUGUCAAGUGAAUCAAAGGAUGGGAGAUUCACUGUUUUCAAACCUAGCCCGGCCUAACUGGUUGAACUGGUUGAACGAUGUUUGGUUAUAAAUAUGGUUCAGGUGA